GUGCAGUCUGCAUGCUGCCACCUGUGAUGCAAGCUGGCAAUGCUCCCCCAGUGUGAGCCUGGAGGUUCUUCAAGUCCCAGGGCUGUAUGGAUGCAUUUACGCGCUCUGUUGCUGUUGUUGAUACUGACUUUGGGAGGUGCUGGUGGUAGGGAAGUGAGGCGUAGGACGAAGCAAUUUAACUCAAUCUGGCCGUCAGAAAAGCAUAAGAAGGAUGAGAGAUACUCUGUAUGUCUACUUCCCUUCUCUUCUGCCUGAUUCCUGAUCCCAGUUGGAUGUCAACUUAGAAUAAUAAAACUCUGAUCAAGGUAGCAUAAAUGCAGUCAGUUUUGUGUUAAACUCUGUCAUACACUUUUGUUCCGUGUUCCUCUGAAGUCUUUAGAUCACCUCAGCAAAAGAGUUGGUGAUCGUUUCCUUUGCCUCUCGUUUAAACAAUUUGCGUGUCUCUAUUUUCUUCAGUGGCACCGAUGUCCUCCAUCAUUUUACAGCUAUUAACUCCCAAGACAGUGUAAUCAAAACAGCCUUGCAGGCAGAUGGGCUCUUCAUUCCUUCUUAUUUUUGUAAUAUUGUGAGUCUACAUCUGAUUUGACUAAUCCGGGAUAUUAUUGGGUAUUGAAUAUGGACAUCUUGUAUGAUGCACUGGAGCUUACUUUAAAUGACCCCGACUAUAUGUUAGGGUCCGGAGGUCCUCAGGUCACCCAAUAAGAAGCUGAGCUGGAAUCCACACUCCGUACUCCAGAGUUAAUUUCCCCCCAUCCCUCUCCAUUCCUGUGGGAGUUUCUCAUGCAGUGUUAAAUCCCCACACACAAAUAUUUGAUUUUUUGGACAUAUGUGAGACAAGUACAUUCUCUAUACAACUACACACGGAUGCACAUUCCUUCAAAAAACCCUGUGUUGUAAAACUGAAGUGAGUUGGGUCUUGAUGUCCAGUUGAGAUGCUGAUUGUGGGGUAGGCUGGUGAACUCCCUGGGGAGAAGUCCUUGGCUCACGGCUCGCGGAUUCUGUGAAAUUCUUAGAUGGAAUUCCUCACCGCAGCAGCCCCCCUUAAGUCGUGAAGCAAAUUGAACACCCACAGGCAGACGGUGAGUGACAGCUUGUGUCCUGAAAUUAGUUCAAAAUAUUACAGUCCAAAAAAUCUACUUUUUACUAGCUGAGGCCCUUUGAGCAAAUUACAGGGCUUCUGGUCAGAGGCUGCCACUCUGUAAAAUUGGUGAGCGCCUGCCCGGCCUCGCUCAACUGUUGUGAGAAUGAAAAGACGGAACAGAAGCGCAAGUGCCUCGCAGUGUAGAAUCGAACAUCUGGGCCCUCAAGCGAGCAAAUACCGAGGUCUCCUGUGUACGAGGCAGAAUAAAACGACAGGUAAGGUCAGGUAGGAGUGGAAGCGGCAGAGACAGGUGCUUUGGGGCCUGAGAUGUAAUUCACUGACAGAGGUGUCUAACUCGAGGGUUCUGCGGGGUGAUGCUUAACUCACGGGUACCCCGCAGGUUUGAACUGAAUGGCGAUCCAAAUCCAGGUCUGCAUGUCCUUAAAAGAGAUUUGAAAACCAGAAGGAAGGAGUCUGAGAGGCCUGUAGCCCAGAGGGUUCACGAGACACUGCUAAGAUGGCUUCUGGAAGCGUGCCUGACCUUAGAUGUGAACCUGUGGGCGAGGAGUGUAUCUGGUGGAGAGCUGUUUGACCGGAUAGUGGAGAAGGGAUUUUACACAGAGAAAGAUGCCAGCACUCUGAUCCGCCAGGUCUUGGAUGCUGUCUACUAUCUCCAUAGAAUGGGCAUUGUCCACAGGGACCUCAAGCCUGAGAACCUAUUGUACUACAGUCAGGAUGAAGAGUCCAAAAUCAUGAUCAGUGACUUUGGAUUGUCCAAAAUGGAGGGCAAAGGAGACGUGAUGUCCACAGCCUGUGGGACCCCAGGCUAUGUUGCUCCCGAGGUCCUCGCACAGAAACCCUACAGCAAAGCUGUCGACUGCUGGUCCAUUGGGGUGAUUGCCUAUAUCUUGCUCUGCGGCUACCCUCCUUUCUAUGACGAAAAUGACUCCAAGCUCUUUGAGCAGAUUCUCAAGGCGGAAUAUGAGUUCGACUCCCCCUACUGGGACGACAUCUCCGACUCCGCAAAAGACUUCAUUCGGAACCUGAUGGAGAAAGAUCCAAAUAAAAGAUACACAUGCGAGCAGGCAGCUCGGCACCCGUGGAUCGCCGGUGACACAGCCCUCAGCAAAAACAUCCACGAGUCGGUCAGCGCCCAGAUCCGGAAGAACUUCGCCAAAAGCAAGUGGAGACAAGCGUUUAAUGCCACGGCCGUCGUGAGACAUAUGAGAAAACUACAUCUUGGCAGCAGCCUGGACAGUUCAAAUACAAGUGUUUCGAGCAGCCUCAGUCUGGCCAGCCAAAAAGAUUGUCUGGCACCCUCCACGCUCUGUAGUUUCAUGUCCUCUUCAUCAGGGGUCUCAGGAAUGGGAGCGGAUCGGAGACCGAGGCCCACCACUGUGACGACAGUGCACUCUGGAAGCAAGUGACCGGCUCUACAGGUGGGGUCCAGGGGGUGAGGCCAGGGAAGGGGGCCCCCAGGGGCCCCCAGCGCCACCAGCCACUCCAGAGCCAUCCCACCUUGCACGGUGCACCUCCCUGCACAGGACUGGAAGACAGAAGUUUUUUACGGCCAUAUUUUAUACUGCAAUUCUGAAGUGUUCAUUUCUCACAAAGUGUACUGGCUCAAGGGAGCGGAUUUGAUAGGAUCUGGUGCUGUACAUACGAGUCUGCAAAGCCCUAACAGAAUGGACUUUCUCAGUUCCUCUCCCUCAGCCCUGUCGUUUCCGAUCUUCUCAGUAGAGGUAACCGUCUAUGUUGUAUUUUUUCAUUCAUAACAAAAAAAGGUUUCAACUGGAUUAUUUAAGUAUCGGUAAAUAUUGUGCAUUAGGGGUUUUUUUUUUCCUUUUAAGAAAUAUGUCCUUUUGAGCUAUACUUCUUACUUCUGUGCCCUGUACCUUUUGCUUGUCAGUAGUAGAAUUUUAUGUUAACCUUUAAGAGAUUUUUUUUUU
Molecule: messenger RNA, 3030 nt
Organism: Delphinapterus leucas (beluga whale)
Lineage: Eukaryota; Metazoa; Chordata; Mammalia; Artiodactyla; Monodontidae
Source: RefSeq, a predicted model, not a curated record